Molecule: messenger RNA, 4001 nt
Organism: Fundulus heteroclitus (mummichog)
Lineage: Eukaryota; Metazoa; Chordata; Actinopteri; Cyprinodontiformes; Fundulidae
Gene: inpp5d
Product: inositol polyphosphate-5-phosphatase D
Exons: 27
Coding region: 262-3534 (1090 amino acids)
Biological process (GO): phosphatidylinositol dephosphorylation
Molecular function (GO): phosphatase activity
Source: RefSeq, a predicted model, not a curated record
CAACAUGCAGAGCAGAGGCACCAAGGCCCUCCUCCCAGCAACUUUUCAAAUGAGGAAGUUCAACGCAGAGCUGAGAGCAGCUUCCUUUUACAGCCUGAAGAAGCGCAGGGUGAUGAAGAGGUAGAACGGGCCGUGCAAACAUGAGAAUAGCCAAGCAGACAAGCUGAGAUCGACAACGGUUGGGAGGAUUUGUUUUUUUUCCUGAUCUUUGACAACAGAUGCAACACACUUGAGCUCAGGCUCGUGGGGUUUUCAAACAGGAUGCCAAGCCACCAGCCUUGGUACCAUAACAAUAUAACGCGAUCCAAAGCUGAGGAUCUACUCUCCAAAGCAGCCAGAGAUGGAAGCUUCCUUAUCCGGGACAGCGAGUCCGUACAGGGAGCGUACGCCCUCUGCGUUUUAUACCAGAACUGUGUGUACACGUACAGAAUCCUGCCGAAUGAGGACAAGAAGCUCUCCGUGCAGGCAUCUGAAGGAGUUCCAAUUAGGUUCUUUGCGAUGCUGCCUGAGCUGGUGGAGGCGUAUUACAGCCCCAACAUGGGCCUGGUCACACACCUGCAGUAUCCCGUCCAGAGGGAGGAGGAGGUAGAAGAAGAGCCAGAGCCCAACAGUCAUCCACCACAGCUUCCACCUAGGAACUUCAUGGCUGAUGCCAAAGAAAGUGAAUCCAAAACGUCCGAGCAGGCCACCAAGUCCUUAUCCGACAUGUACCUGAUGAGGCUGCAGCACAUAGACCUAUCCACGUUGUCAGAAGAGCAUCAAAUGGCUGUCCAAGAAUACUUCAGGACCUCCAUCUUCCUGGAUGCCGAACAGGCGCAAAACGGCAACCCCAACCUCCCUGGCCUCAAGAAACUCAUCACGGCUGUUUGCAAAAAUCUAAACAGUGAAAUAUCUCGAAUCCUGCCCGCCCUUGAGCUCUUUCACAGAACGCUGGAUCAGCAACUCUCCCCGGGGAUUGGGCCUAAACAAAUUCUUGCAGAUUCAGGCCAGUCUGUGUCCUACAGGUUGGAGCAACUCACCAAACUGCUCUACUCUAUAGAGGAGAAGGUACAAGCCCCACAUGCUAAAAGUUCUGUUUUCGAUGCCGUCGGCUAUGACGGAGGCCACCGGAAAUCUCUCAUACCAAUUGUUUCAUUUGAGGUCAAACAGGAGUCUCUCGGCAUUUCAACAAAGAUGGUUCUGAAGGUGGAUGUUGAAAGUGGGAAACUCUAUUUUAAGAAGUCCAAAGAUGGGCCAGAAGAUAAAUACUAUGUUCACAAUAAAAUCCUGCAGUUGGUCAAAUCGCAGAAAAUGCAUGCUAAACUGGUCAUCGUGGUGGAGACUGAGAAAGAGAAGAUUCUGCGUAAGGAGUUUGUGUUCGACGACACAAAGAAAAGAGAAGGCUUCUGUCAGCUGCUGCAGCAGAUGAAGACAAAGCACUCCGAAAAGCCUGAGCCAGACAUGAUCACAGUGUUUGUGGGCACCUGGAAUAUGGGAAAUGCUGGUCCUCCCUCCAACAUCGACUCUUGGUUUCACUGUAAGGGCCUGGGGAAGACCCGCGACGACACCGCCGACCAUAUUCCACACGACGUGUAUGUCAUCGGGACCCAGGAGGACCCCUUGAGUGACAGAGAGUGGUCCGACACGCUGAAAAAUGUCCUGAGGAAAAUCACAAACAUCAGCUUCAAGCAGGUGGCGAUUCACACACUGUGGAGCAUUCGGAUCAUCGUCCUGGCCAAGCCAGAGCAUGAAAACAGGAUCUCCCAUGUGUUUUCAGACAGCGUGAAGACGGGGAUUGCCAACACUUUGGGGAACAAGGGAGCGGUGGGAGUGUCGUUCAUGUUCAACGGCACAUCCUUCGGCUUUGUCAACAGUCACCUGACCUCUGGAAGUGAGAAAAAGAUCAGGCGGAAUCAAAACUACACCAAUAUCCUGCGAUUUUUGAAUCUGGGCGACAAAAAGCUCAACCCCUUCGACAUCACGCAUCGCUUCACGCACCUCCUCUGGCUGGGAGAUCUGAACUACCGGGUUGAACUUCCAUCUUCAGAAGCUGAGAACAUUGUGACAAAGAUCAAACAGCAGCAAUACCAGGAACUCCUCAGUAAAGACCAGCUCAGCAUAGAGAAGAAUGAGGGAAAGGUCUUCCUACAUUUCGAGGAGGAGGAAAUCACAUUUCCACCCACGUAUCGCUUUGAGAGAGAUACACGAGAGAAGUAUGCCUACACAAAGGCCAAAGCCACCGGGACAAAAUACAAUUUGCCAUCCUGGUGUGAUCGUGUCCUGCGAAAGUCUUAUCCUCUGGUUCAUGUUGUGUGCCAAGCAUAUGGAUGCACUAACGACAUCAUGACCAGUGACCACUCGCCUGUCUUUGCUUCGUUUGAGGUCGGAGUUGCAUCACAGUUCGUGUCCAAGCAAGAUCUCAACAGCGCUCCUCAGGGUGGAAUCCAGAUCAUGAACUGCGUGGCCAUCCUGCUGACAAAAUCAAAGACCAGGUUCUUUAUCGAGUUCCACUCUAGCUGCCUGGAGAAAACUGUGAAGACUUCAGAAGGAGAGAACACGGAACAAUGCGACCGUUCCAUAAAAGUCUGGUUUGGCAAUAAAGUUGAGCUCACGCCGAUCAUUUCUGACCCCGAGUACCUCUUGGAUCAGCACAUCCUGAUCUGCGUGAAAUCCACAGACUGUGACGAGUCGUACGGAGAGGGAUGUGUUGCGCUGCGAGCUGCCCAGUUCUGCUACAGGGACUUUCAGAUCACGCUGACCCACCAUGGGGAGAAGACGGGCACGCUGACCGGUGGCAUCCAGUUACGCACCUCCGAGUUCAAGCCCACUGAGAAGUUAUAUGAUUUCAUUAAAAUUGAAAGAGACGAUGCCGCUCCUUCAAAAGGCAAAGGCGGUGACAAGUCCUCUGUAGCACAGGCACAUGAUAUUUCUAACCCUAGUUACAUGGGAGUUUCAUUCAAAAGUGGGGGUGCGACAGAUAGGGGCUGGAGUUACAGCAUGGCCCCUAAGAAUCUUCCUGGUGGUGCACAAGGGGGUAGAGAAUCCAAGAAGCCCAGUUAUGAUCUGAGCGUACGGAGUCCCACUGCAAUGAAUUAUGCCGCGAGCGAGGAUGAAAAGCUGUCAGAAAUGUUGGACAACCCGCUGUAUGGGUCGAUGGUGAAAUCACACGGCCAGGCCAAAGACCAAGGUCACCCACAGCCGGACAUUCUAACACCGACACCAGAUGGAGACUGUGAUCGCCCUCCGUUGCCCAUGCCACGUAAUCGCUCCUUCACCUCUUCUGAGAACAGAGCCCAGCCUCAACUCCCCAUCAGCCUGUACCCCCCCGGACACAAGAAACCGGUGGUUCCCUCUCGCUCAGAUGGAGGGUUGGUACAAACCCGGCCUCCUUUGCCGAGUAAGUCGCGCCCAGAACCCCAGGCACCCAAACCCAGAGAUUACAGAGACACCUCUGAGUUUCCAGGCAAACAGAGAGUUCCGACAAGACCCGGUCCGCUACUGCCCAACAAAGACACGCAUCCAGAAUUUCCCAAGACGGGCCGCCCGGUGAACUGAGAUAAAGCUGCAAAUUCUGCACUGGCGGACCAGCUUCCUGUCCUUCAACCGGUUCUUUUCAUCACUUUGCAUCACAGAGUAGCCAACCCUUUUUCUGCAGUAUCAAAAAUACCCAUUUCCCCUUUUAAGGUUGCAGAGUUAGAACUAAGUUCUCUUCCCAGUCUUAUGCUAAGCUAAGUUGACUGAAUAAUGGCUGUGGCUUCAAAUGUAAUAGAUCACAUUUCUGGACCUGAACUGGUAAUAGCCAACCAAGGUGUCAAACUACUUACAUAAAACCCCACUGUGUCUUUUAAUUGGAUCUUAGAAAUGAAACAUUAAAUCUAUAGCCAUGUUUUCAUUAGUGUAGAGUUUUCAUUUUUUCAUUACAAAGCUGGUCAUUUUCCUGCUAAGUCCGCCAUGCUGCACAGCUACGUUUGUACAGUGGUCCUUGAUGGUCUGAGCAAACAUGGGUUCAAGAGAGGGAAAUU